Messenger RNA from Lathyrus sativus (Indian pea), 351 nucleotides. The record is from the annotation of a GenBank genome assembly. Lineage: Eukaryota; Viridiplantae; Streptophyta; Magnoliopsida; Fabales; Fabaceae.
AUGAUAGAGGAAUUUGGUCCUCAGCCACCACAUAAAUGGUUAACUCUACCAGAUAUGGGUUACGUGAUAGCGAAUGGUUAUAAUGUUGUACUUGUCUGUUUAGGAAUUGAAUGCUGGACUUUCUUCCCUAUGACAUCUUCAUUUUCACCGAAUGUAGCAAUUUACUGCAUUGGUUUUGUAAACAGAAACCAUUGGGUUCAGGUAAACAUGAAAGAAGGGUUUCCAUUGCCCACCAGUGACAGUAGAUUGGAAGAAGUUUCGUUCUCCAGCAGCAACAUCUUGGAUGAUAGGAUUUGCAGAACGUCUACAACAUUGGCAACAACUUACGCCUAUAUUACCAACGCAUUAUGA